CCCAAAAGAUACAUGGUGGCCGAUAACCGUGUAGCCGCUGUGCUUUGUGCUAUGACCGGAUGUGACCACCGCCAGUGUCAUGAGGGCCCAUUCCGAUUGGUAUUUGCCUACUUGUAUGUGGGAGAGGGCGAGGACGAGGAUGAUUGUGUUGCAUACGCGGGUGUGUCCCUGCCAGAGAUGUGCAAUUGGAGCAAUCCAUGCUCUAAAUUUAUGAGCAAGCCAUGCUCUGAACCAUGGAGCAAGCGGUGGAGAGAUUCCUCUGGUCUUCAUGUUCCAUUUGGGGCAUGCAUCGAAUCAACCCCCCAGUCCUCAUCGAAGACUCACUCUACUUCAUACUUUCAUAUUAUGUUGAUGUUUGCAUAGGAAUUCUCAAGUACGACUUGAGCUCUAAUUGCUUAUCACUGCUUGAUGGGCCGCAAGUGGAGGAUGUCUUUGUCGGUGCGACCAUACUCAUGGCCACGGAGGACGACAGUUUGGGUCUUGCACACAUGGAUAGAUUAACCCUCUACUUGUGGUCAAGACAGAUGGGUUCCAAUGGAGUUGCAUCAUGGACUCAACGAACAAUCAUCGACCUCAAAAACCUUCUCCCCGUUCGAAAUCCUGAGAGAAGACCUAGACUAAUUGGAUCUGUGGAGGGCAGUGAUAUCCUUUUUGUGACUGUAGACCUUGGCGUCUAUGAGAUUAAUCUCAAUUCACUAAGGUGGAAGACCAUAUGGAAGACUGGAAGUUUACGUGCUUUGUUUCCAUACAUGAGUUUUUACAAUCCAAAAGAAAGGGAGGAUACUAAAUAAGGUUAAGGGCAGGCUGCCGCUUUCAUCAACGGGAAAGAUGAACGGACCACUUGGGAGUUGGAGGUGACAUGGGUCCUGUGAUCAAUCCUCUUGGGGUAGCUAUUGUAGUGCUGCUUGUUUUCUCAUCAUCUUGUUGCUUGAUAAUUUCCCUAUGUUGCUGGCAUGUGUAAGUGGGUGAACGAAUUAUCUUGUAAUGAACCUCUAGUUUCUUGCAGUAGCAUCAACCAUAGUUUGAUUAGUUUGUUAUUUUAAAAACUAUAUAGUUUGCUUAGUUUUCUACGUGACUCACAUCUCAAUUAAUAUUGUGAAUUCAGCUAUUGGUACAUGUCAAGUGCUGAUGUUACCAUAAUUAUAUUAGAACUACUGGAUGUUUGAUCAGAGAGUGCAAAGGCUACAAUGAUAAUUGCUACAACUAACCUCUG
Molecule: messenger RNA, 1213 nt
Organism: Triticum aestivum (bread wheat)
Lineage: Eukaryota; Viridiplantae; Streptophyta; Magnoliopsida; Poales; Poaceae
Exons: 2
Coding region: 234-791 (185 amino acids)
Source: RefSeq, a predicted model, not a curated record